AUGAUGCCGACCAUUUCGUCAAGCACAUUUUGUAGCCACCGCGUAAGAGAGAUAGGAUCCGUCUGCGCGUAAAAAAGCCCGCACGUACAGCAGGUAGAUAUCAAACAGACAAGCGGAGAGGUUAUCAGGAACGGAAACAGCGCCACUCAUCAGCGGACUUAGGCUGAAAUCUUCAAGACAAGUUCGUUUGGUAUAAAAAUUCCAGAUCGUCCUUUAUUGAAAACGCACACAGGAUGGAGCCUGCUGAGUCAGAGAUGAACAUAUUAUCCAAUGGGAAACCCCAUGAUCUUGGAGAUGACAUGAGUGCGCCAAUGAAGACGUUAGCAGAAGAUCAAAAUGGCACUAAAACUCUCAGAUUUGAUGACCCCGAAGGAGCACUUGAGAGUGAGCAGUUCUUACCCAGACCAGAUGGAAAGAAGCCCACACGGUUCACAGAUUUUGAAGGAAAGACCUCCUUUGGUAUGUCAGUCUUCAAUCUUGGCAAUGCAAUAAUGGGCAGUGGCAUCCUGGGAUUGGCUUAUGCCAUGGCUAACACUGGCAUACUACUGUUCCUGUUUCUACUGACCGCAGUUGCAGCCUUAUCAUCCUACUCCAUUCAUCUGCUGCUCAAAUGUUCUGGCAUUGUGGGAAUUCGUUCUUAUGAACAGCUGGGCUACAGGGCCUUUGGUACUCCUGGAAAAAUGGCUGCUGGUAUCGCAAUCACCCUGCAGAACAUUGGAGCUAUGUCCAGCUACCUGUACAUCGUUAAAUCAGAGCUGCCGCUGGUCAUCCAAGCUUUUCUGAAGGCGGACCCCAACUCUGAUCUGUGGUACUUGAAUGGAAACUACCUGGUCAUCAUGGUCUCUGCCAGUAUCAUCCUGCCCCUAGCUCUGAUGAAACAGCUUGGUUACCUUGGCUACACCAGUGGCUUUUCUCUCAGCUGCAUGGUGUUCUUUCUGUCUGCUAUUACCUAUAAGAAGUUUCAGAUCCCUUGCCCGUUUGAAGAGUUCACAGCCAACACCACCCAUGCACACCUCGGCCUGAAUGAUUCCAGCCUCAUCCACGACUACAGCAACAAUUUGCCUCAUGAAGACAAUGACUUGCACUGCACCCCACGCAUGUUCACCAUCAACUCACAGACUGCGUACACAAUCCCCAUUCUGGCUUUCGCCUUUGUUUGCCACCCUGAAGUCCUGCCAAUCUACACUGAGCUACGCAAUCCAUCAAAGAAGAAGAUGCAAAAGGUUUCCAACGUCUCCAUUCUUGUCAUGUACAGCAUGUACUUUCUGGCUGCUCUCUUUGGCUACCUGACUUUUUAUGGUAAUGUGGAGCCCGAGCUGCUUCAUACUUACAACCGCAUUGACCCUUAUGACAUUUUAAUCCUGUGUGUCCGAGUGGCCGUCCUCACCGCUGUGACGCUGACAGUGCCAAUUGUGUUGUUUCCGGUACGCAGAGCCAUCCAGGAGAUGGUAUUUCCCAGCAAGUCUUUCAACUGGUUACGUCACAUCGGCAUUGCCUUCAUUCUGCUCACCCUCAUCAACAUGUUGGUGAUAUUUGCUCCUAACAUCCUGGGCAUCUUUGGCAUCAUUGGUGCCACAUCAGCUCCUUGCCUCAUUUUCAUUUUCCCCGCUGUCUUCUACAUCCGUAUCGUUCCCAGAGAGAAUGAACCCAUGACCUCCACUUCGAAAAUACUGGCUGUUUGUUUUGCUGCUCUGGGCGUCUCCUUCAUGGUGAUGAGUCUGAGCUUCAUUUUAAUUGACUGGACGUCAGGGAACAGCCUGGCUGCAGGAGGUCACUAACAGCUGCUUCAGUGCGUAUUUAUGUGUGUGAUGUUUGGAAAAAGGAUGUUCGUUAUGUUCGGUGGAAAGGGAGCGCUAUCACUUCAGUCGAAGACAGUAUUCGGCUGCCCAGCAUGGGGUCUGGGUUUGCCACAAUACAAAAUACACACUAUAAUAACUAUUAUGUGGAAGGAAUUGAUAACUUUAUUAUAUCUUAGCAAAUACUCUCUUUGCUGCAUUUUAUAAUUUAUUGUUUAUUUUACGGAGAAUUUCUAAUACAGUUUAUCAUAAUUACACAACAAAAUCCACCUGAGGUGGUAAAAUGGUCCUCUCCUGCUGCUAAGGCUUUACUUACAUGCUAACAGCUGCAGCUGGUUCUGUGCAGAUAACUAAAAAUAGAAAGGUGCUUUAAUUCUUCUCAAUGAGACACACAAAUACAUGCAGUCAGGUGAUCUCACUCAGAACCAGAAUCAGCCUGCUCAACUGCUCAUCAUUAUGGAGUCUAUGAAGAGCUUUAAGACUUUUGAAGUGAAGUGAUAUUUUUACUGUAAGCUGUAACGCUUUGCUCCAUAUGCAUUAAAACCGCUGUGCCUUUUAUCAUUUGAAAUGGCACACAAACAUUUAAUAGUGUAUAUUUAUUUAGUUUACAGAUAUGUCCUUUCCAGAUUUCAAAUGGUCUGUAUUUAACUGCUGUGUAUGAUUACAUACAGAAAAUCAACCCAUUGUACUUGAAUUUUUUAUUUUAUGGUGGUACAGACUGACAAUGCUUCAAUAAUGAUUUAGGAAUUUGAUACUUCCUCCUAUUAAAUCUCUAGCCCAAACAAACUGUGAUUUUCACUAUAAACUUACUGAACCCUAGUAGUUGACUAGCUUGUGUUAGCAAUCUUUCUAUUCCUCGAUUAUGGGCAUACCUGGUAAAGAGGUGUAAGAAGCCGUACAAAUGAUAUAUCAUAAAAUUAUAAUCAUGGGGUGCGUGCAUGCAUCCGCUUGAUUGGCUUGUUUUUUGCUUUUUCCCAUUUUGAAUUGGCCAAACUGACAUCUACGUCAUAUGUAUACCCCAGGGAAAAAGGAAGUCACUGAUUACUAAUUAAACGUUCCUUAAAACUCUGUUCAAGAUUACAAGUAAAAAAUGCUUAAUUUGCAUUAUUUUAUAGGGAUUGUUUGUGGUAAGCCUUUUAUUUACCAGGGUUGGGGUCACAGUAAAUGUGUAGGUUACUAUAUAUUAUGAGACAAGUGCCAAUGAUGUCUGAUCACUAACAUACAGUAAACCCAAAUUCACUAGUGGAAAAGUCAUUUUUCUGAAAAUGUUUAACUGGUCGUUUGACUCGGAACUCCUCAAAAUUUCUGUAUUAUCUGCUAUCUAAACUACUUCAGAGCAUUGUACACAUCUUUAAGUAAUCGAACCUAACCUUUCUGCAUGUUCAUAAACCACAAGGUAAAAUUUCUAAUUUAAAUAGUGCGUGGCCUAUUUAAAUACACUGCUGCAGAGUUUUCAUGGUACUGGUUUAUAAUGCAUUUAAAAGUCUUGGUUAAUGCUUAGAUCUGAAUUGACUCCCUUGCAUGAUGUUAUUGUUCUCAGCAGUGAAGUACAAAGUAACUUAUUGUACUUUCAUUGUAAUGAUGUACAUUUAGCAACUUUUACUGAAGAGUUUUUAAGUUUCAGUCUGUGCUGUUGUAUAAUGAAGACUAUAGAAAAAUGUAUUACUGUUAUGAUAAUGUAGAUUUACGUAUUUGACCAAAUGCCUCCACAAACUGUUAUUCAGAGAAAUUCUGAACCCACAAGUGUUACAAUGCUAAACUUCAAGUUUUACAAUUUACAGGAAAGUCUUUAUAGGAACACAGACCAUAAACAGGUUACUCCCAUAAUAAAACACAGUUUUAUCCUGCAUGCAAGUCAAAAAACACAACUUCUUGGUUCCCAAAGAGUUUUUUCUCCUUCACAUGUCAAUGUUUUUAGGGAAAAUGAGUUGGAUUAUAAAUCUUCAACUUCAUAAAAGUAAGAUACAAAUCAUCUAUUCUCUCUGCAUAAAUAUAGCAGGUCUGACUUUUAAUUAUUAUUAUUUUUAAAUAACAUUGGCAUAAAAAGGAAUUACCUGAAUUUACCUCUAAAAAUACACCAAACCAUUUAAGUUUAAUUCAAUUUAGGUAUAAUAAUUGAAGUAGUGGAUAUAUAUAUAUAAACAUAACACGUUUCCUCCCUGUUUUUUCCUUCACUGUAGAUGUUGCGAUGUAAUUGGCCUUUAGCAUUGUCCUGUUUUAUUUAACAUUUUCUUGUUCACUGUAAAUUGUGAUGCCAAAAAUAACAACACACUACCUACUGCUUUGAAAUGCCUCUAAAUUGGUCCCAGAGUUUCAACACUAGUCAUUAUUAUGGUGAAAAUGCUUGUAUUGUACGUGAACAAUUCUGUGUGAGAUGUUAUGCUUCAGCAUGUUAAACAAAUAAACAAGGCAGAACUUUAUAUAAAUAAUGUAUAUAAAUGUAAAAAUUUUAUAUUUGUGAUGCUUAUUUACAGUGGCAUAUAAAGUGUAAAUAGCUGGGACAGUUUUAGUUUGGAAAUAAAAUAAUUGUAAAUGUU
Messenger RNA from Girardinichthys multiradiatus, 4333 nucleotides. It is a transcript of the gene slc38a3b, whose product is annotated as solute carrier family 38 member 3b. Gene Ontology annotation, biological process: amino acid transmembrane transport; L-glutamine transport; asparagine transport. Bases 234 to 1778 code for a protein of 514 amino acids. The transcript has 17 exons. Gene Ontology annotation, molecular function: L-asparagine transmembrane transporter activity; L-glutamine transmembrane transporter activity; L-histidine transmembrane transporter activity. Lineage: Eukaryota; Metazoa; Chordata; Actinopteri; Cyprinodontiformes; Goodeidae. The record is from RefSeq and is a predicted model, not a curated record.